Monodelphis domestica (gray short-tailed opossum) is the source of this 4163-nucleotide messenger RNA. RefSeq lists its product as uncharacterized. The record is from RefSeq and is a predicted model, not a curated record. Lineage: Eukaryota; Metazoa; Chordata; Mammalia; Didelphimorphia; Didelphidae.
AACUCCCAGGUCUCCAUCUCUGCAGUGGGAGAGAUCUCAGAGUCAGGCUUAGAUCAUUGGGGUGGGGAUGAGUACUUGACACUGGCCUGGUCCCAAUUAGGUUGAUGAGGCAAAGACUCAGGUGAGGGCCUGCAAGGCAGGACCCUAAUGGGCAAAGUAUAAAAGCUCUGAGGAGGAACCUGUGUCCAAUUGACCCUGUUUGGGAGGGGCGUGAGAAGCUGAGUGGAUAGUGUUGGAGGUGAGUAAGUCUGGGCUUGGGGAAGAGGCAGAGAGAUGAAAGACCUUUCCUCUCUGAGGAUGAGGUGCUCGUCCUAGAGACUGAAGGACAUUGAGGCUCUCGGGACAGGGUGCUGAUAUUCAUAUUAUUUUUCCUCUCUGGGUACCCCACUUGCCCAGCAAAGCUGCCCAGAUAUGAGAGAGGGGACUCUGGCCAGCCAAGGAGCAGGCUCACUUCUGUGGCCUUCUGCCACCCCUGACCAAGCUCCCGCCACAGACUCUUCAGGAUCGAACAAAGGUGAUCUACCAGAAUAUCCCCCUGGGAUGUUCGAAGGGGCUGGCCCAGAGCCCAGGGGUCAGUGGCCUGGACUAGUGGUCAUCGUGAUCUGCUCCCUCUGGGCUUCUGCCUCCUUGGCCCUGGCCACCUCCACUUCACACCAACAAGGGCUUUUCUCAGCCCCCUUUACUCGGACACUCGCUGGACAUCCCCCAGGGGGCUUCUCUAGGUCCAGCCCAGUGAAAAAUGGCAUGAAUCAAUCCCUAGUCACAAGGGCUGUCCCUCAGCAUCCCGAGGUCCCAACAGGAAAGACAUUGGCCACUGGAACUUCUUCCUCCUCCCUUGUGAUUCCUGAAGGUUCAGAAGACAAGGGGGCUUCCUGGCGGUCAGUAGACUGGCAGAAGAAGACUCUUUUCUCCUCACUCUCCUCACGGCUCAGUUCUCUAAGUUUCGGGUCAAGGCUUCCCGCCCAAGUUAAGACUUUGCAUGCCAAGGCAGCCCCAAGUCUCAAGCCCCCCACAGAAAUCUUGGCUCUGGGUCCCCCGAAAGAUCAGGCUGAGACAUCCCUCACCCAAGUUAACCAAAUGGAUAACUUCCUAACCACUGAACAGCCUCCUUCCUCUCAGACUCCAGCUAGUGAGCUUUUGGGGAUGUGGGGAUCAACAGAGUCGGGGGUCCUUCAAGAUGAUGACAGAACCGAGCUGAGGCAUCCCAGUCUAUCCACAGAGUCCACCCCACCAGCACCUACCUCAGAAGUUCAGCUGAGUAUGAAGUCCAACUCCAGGGUCUUGUCCCUUCCCGAAUAUGAGUUCAGUUUUGCCCUUUCCUCUUCCAAGGAAGCCUUGGUUUCCAAAGGAACCUAUCCAAGCCCGGAGCCUGCGCAAGCAGCCAAGACUCGGAGCCUUCCAGAAGAGGCCAGAAAGGCAAUCGGUGCCACCACUUUCCCAAGUUUGGGGGCAUCAUGGGGUAGAGAGACACAGUCCCAUGUGCCCAAGAUCUCGAGAUCUCUUUCCCCACACAACUCAGAGAGGAACCCUAUAGAGAAGACCAAAUCCACAACUGCCAUCCCAGCUAUCAGCUCUUGGCCCAUCAGGUCUAGACUUUAUUCCAGGGGUCCUAAGAAAGCAGCUUCCACCUCUAAAGAUUCAUUUCCAAUCAAGUCCCUGAAUCACAUCGGGAUCUCUGCUAUUCCCCCACCAACCAGGCCCCCAGAUCAUUCUCCCAGAGUGAUUGGGCCCAAUCUGGAGUUCUUGGCAACUAACAAAGAAAAUGAAGGCUAUUCCCAAAUGAGGGGACACAGGAGGUUGGCAGGUUCUAGUGAUUCCAUCCUUCAGCAAGGCAUCCCCAUAGAGAGGUACAGACUGUUGUCCAGACCAAUAACUAGCCCUGGGGUCUUUGAAUCAACUAGCACUGACGUGGAUGCUUCUUCAGACUUGGGGCUUCUGUCUCUUCCACCAAGAGCUCUUGAUGCUGUCAGAGAGAAUAUAUUCUUUGUACGGGAGCCUGUUGAAAAGGUCUCUGCUACACCCUUAGAUGAAGAUACGCCCAAACCAAGUUCUCCUUCUAGACUUGCUAGCACAGCCUCAUCGUUAGACAAGGCUGCCUUCCUCACUUUCUCUUUGAGCUCCAAGUCCCUUGUGUCAUUCCCUCUAAAUGCCCCUGAACCUGGAAUGCCUGUGGUUACCUGGGCAUCCCACGGCAGCACAGCCCACCCCGAUGCCCACAGAUAUGAAUGGUCUAGGACCAAGCCUUCCUUGGACCAGCCGCAUCCUAAAAUGACCUCUCCAAGACAGAUAUUCCUGGCCAGAACUAAGAGCUCCGGGUCCAGGCGGGUCCUUACAGUCAACCCACAACCCAUACCUGGAAGAGAAGGUCUGCUGGAUUUCCUUACAUCUGGAGUAGUAGGCGGCCCUAGCCUGGAACUGCCCACAUCCACACCAAUGCUGCAAAAAAUCCCCAUCUGGAGAAGAAGGGAUUCACAGCCGAGAUCUGGAUUUCUAGUUCACAGACUGCCUCUACACUUCCGACUGAGUCAAAUCUCUUAUCACCCACUCCUGGCAAAUGAGCAAUCGGCCCACUUCAAGAGGCUCAAGUGGGAAGUCACAUUAACUUUUAGAAGGAUGCUCUCCCACAUGAAUGGAUUCCAGGAAAUCUCCAUCCUUAAGUUCUUCAAUGGGUCUGUGUUUGUCCAGAGUGAGGUGGAAGUUGAGGGAGAUCCCAUCCCCACCAGCUCAGACCUCAUCCGCUCCAUCGUCAGCAUGGUGCGUCAGAAGAUGGACACGCACUUCUCGUGGAGGGUCGAUCUCUCCUCUCUGUACUCCAAUGGUUAUGGAAUAGAAAACUUGGAACCAGAGAAAUUGUCCAUUACCUUUAUGGUCCCAAGGUUUGGUUCCCAGCUCGAUGGGGAGGAUUACCAGCACCUUCUAGACAACCUGAAGGACCAGGUGAUCCAGGAUGUGGGGAAGCUGUAUCCUGUGGUGAAAUUCUCUGUCCUCCAUGUCAGGGAGACUCAAGGUAAACUCUUGGUUGGAAGUGAGGUCUACAUCCACAACCAAGCCUGGGCAGAUGUCCGCCAUGUCUUACAAGCCUUGACUGGUUUGGCCAACCAGUCAGUGGAUCUGAGUUCACUCACCGUGGCAGGGUCCCACCUGGAUCUGCAGCUCUUACCCAUUUCCUUCCAUGUCACCAACAGGAAGUUGAAGAAAUCUGUGUGGGAGCCCUUGUGCCCAGAGCAUCAGACUCUCUUCAGAGAACUGUCCAUGGUGGUGAAACGUGCUCUCAGUAGACACAGGAGCCUCCUGCAAGUGAUAAUGCAGGACUGCUUGAGUGAUUACUUUAAGUGUAAGUGUGUGGGGGAGCUUUUGUUCGAGACCCCAAAGCCUACUCCCAAAAGCCUCUUGAAAACCCUGCUGGCAUCAGUAGACUCGGGGGGCCAUCUAGCUCUUUCGGCAUUCCAAGUGGACCCCGGCUCCUUCUGCAUUGCAGGAGAAAACCUGGAGUUUCCCCCCAGAUCCAAGAACAUAUCCAGCAUUUUUGUGGUUAUCACCAUACUGUGCCUCCUGAGUUUCUUCACAAUUUUCAUCCUGAUAAUCCAGAGUGUAAAGCUCAGGUGUGUAAGAGGUUGUUGGCAUCGAGGCACAUUUUCACUUCAAGCCUACCAGAUGCCUAAGGAUCUGUUGGAGUUGAGGAGCCCACUGGAACGCUCUGGUCAACAAGAUGAGAAACCAACUAUAGGAACUGGUAAUCACGACUUUGAAGGCACAUCAGAGGAGGAUUUUGGAAGCAGCAGCAGCAAAGAGACUAUACAUUUUCAUACCAGAACCUCUUGAGUAAUGAGCAGCCCAGUCCAGAUCCCGAUCUGCCUUGACGAAGGAGAGAAGGGUUGAGAGUCCUACUGUUAUGGGCCAAGAUCCAGUGUCUUAUCCACCCUGCCAACACUGACUUCCCCCAUCAGUCCCCCAUCCCCUUGGAGCUAGGUAUGGGCCUGAUUUUUCCUUUGGCCAUCUGCUGUCCCCAUCAUAAAAUGGGGGUAUGCUUUGCUUUGUGGUUUUUUAUUGUUUUGUACUUGAGGAUUUUUUUUUUCAGAAAGGAGAUUAUUGGGAAUUAUGUUGUUUGUCUAAAUGUUUAAAUUAAAAGCAAUUUUUAAAACUGAGCAAAUGUCUGAAUUUCU